GUAUGAAAGACAAUAAUGAAAGCUUCAGUGAGUAAAUACGAUGAAUUCCUGCAGCCUCUGACGCCGUGUUUCUGUGUUUUCCAACCAGUGAUUCGAGCAAAGGUGGUGGGAGAGAGAGAAGUGGAUUCUGGGAACGACAUCUAUGGGAACCCCAUCAAGAGGAUCCAGUAUGAGGUCAAACAGAUCAAGAUGUUCAAGGGACCUACCCAGGACAUCGAAUCUGUCUUCACUGCUCCCGUGUCCGCCGUUUGCGGCGUCACCCUUGAUGCCACCGGCAAGAAGGAGUAUCUGAUCUCAGGCAAGGCCGAGGCCAGCGGCAGCAUGCAUGUGACUUUGUGUGAUUACAUCAUGCCCUGGGACUCCUUGAGCACCACCCAGAAGAAGAGCCUCAGCCAGCGCUACCAGAUGGGCUGUGACUGCAAGAUUGUGCGCUGUCCCUCUCUGCCCUGUGAAAUCUCGGCUCCUGAGGAGUGCCUGUGGACAGACCUGAUGAUCGAGAAGCAGGUGCACGGCCGCCAAGCCAACCAUUACGCCUGCGUCAAGAGGGCAGACGGCUCCUGCUCCUGGUACCGCGGCGUCGCACCACCCAAAAAGGAGUUCCUGGAUGCCGAGGACCCCUAAGCACAUGCGACAGCACGCCGCAGAGCCUGACGGAGAUAAAUGUACACAAUUCCAAUGAAAUAAAGUAAUUUUUUUUUUAUAAUUAAGAAAAAGGCAAAGCUAAUGUGACAGAAAUGACCUGCUGGUCUGAAAACAACCCUUUGCCACUCUUUAUGUUUGAAGAGGCUCAGGGGUUGUUCUCAGACACAGCAGCUCUGUAAAAACAACAAAACAGCAUCAUGAGACAUAGACUGGUCAAGUGAUGUAACUUCCUCCUGAGGCUGGCGUCAGGAGGAUAAAAAUUCUCAGUGAGACAGAGCACUUCCUGCCCCUUCAAAGCAAUUUUUAACAGCUCUGAUCUCCACCAAUCAAUUCCCAGUAUUCAGACAGCCAUUGGUUAUCCAUCAUCUUCCUGCUUUUAUUACCUCAUCCUCCAGUUUUCUUUAUUCCAAAGCCAAAUUCCAAGUUGCCUUUAUUAUUAUUUUUUUCAUUUCAUUUUGUUUAAAAUGAUUGUCUCCCCCUCUCCCUCUCUCUCCGAGCACUCUUAAUUCACAGUUUUCUCAUCGUCUCCGCCGGGAACUUUUUUUCACGCCCACACGACGACACGCUUUCUUUAAAAAGAUCGUGAAUCAUCUUGCAAUCUUCUCUGGUUUCUUUGGGUGGGGAUUUUUGCGUCCGUCACCGGCCUCACUGGACCAGUCUAUGCUGCGUGAAGAUGAGCGCUCUAAAUUUAAACACCACCUCUCCACUGCCCCAGAGUCCAAUCAGAAAUAUCUCAAAUUUCUCACACUUCCUCCUCCUUUCUUCCUCUUCACGUCCUCCCCUUUUCUUUGUUAUGUAGCUGUAGGGAACCUAUGCAUAUACUUUUGUUGUUACUUGAUAAUAAUAAUAAUUAUUAUUUACUGCUUUAGAACUAGAUUUGCACUUUUUGAGGAUGAGUUCCAGUAAAGACAAGAGCCUGAACACUCUGAUGUGACAGAUAUUAUCGUUCGCCCCGACCGACCGACAGAUCCACCUCAGGUGCAGAAUUUUUCGCCCAUUUUGAGUGCUUUGGUGAUUCAUAUUCAGAAAAAAGCGCGAGCAUAUCCCUUGCUAUCUUUGUCAUAACAUAUAAAGUAGUACUUGCAGUGAACAAAAAAGUGGAUGUGUGAAAGGUUUGGAUAAAAGGGAUCUUUUUGCAGAUUUUAUGUGUGAAAGAGAAACAAAAAAAGCGCUCCGGGGAUGUUAUUUCAGUGUCUUUGUAUUAUCUGUUGAUUGUAAAUGCAAACAGCAGUUUUCAUGAUAUAUUCUUGCAGACGGUUCAUUUCACGAGUAAUAAAAAAAUAAGGUCUUUAUACGCUUAAUAUUAGCUUUGACUUUCUUGCUCCUUCCAGUUAUUAAUGAAAGCUUUAUCGCUGUCCUAGAAAGCAGUUACUUAAUGUUUACAGUGCUGUUUUAUAAACCUCAAGCUACAUUAACAAAAAAUAUAUAUAUGAUGGAGUAUUAGAGGCAUAAUUUAAAAGUAAACUCUUUCCAGUUUCCAUUACUUUGUAUUUUUUUCAGUGUUAUUAUUAUACCUGUCUUUUUUUGUUUGGUUGGGUUUUUUUGUGAGUGUGUGUGCGUGCGUGUGUUUUCGCUGUCUUUGUCUACGAUGUCUUUAGCUGUAGUGUCGAAGGUCCUCUUGCGCUGGAGUAACGUGAGAGUGAGAGCGAUUAACCAGAGAAAGGUACAGAGAAAUGGGAAAUGGGUUCCUUGUGUGAAUAGAGGACUGUGCAUGUGUUUGAUGCUUUGUGUAAGUCCGGGCGAAGGACAAAGUAUUCAGUAUUAUCAAAUAAAAAAAACCACAAGUUUCAAAGAGUA
Messenger RNA from Neolamprologus brichardi, 2439 nucleotides. NCBI's taxonomy places the organism in Eukaryota, Metazoa, Chordata, Actinopteri, Cichliformes, Cichlidae. The record is from RefSeq and is a predicted model, not a curated record.